Messenger RNA from Camellia sinensis, 1138 nucleotides. The record is from RefSeq and is a predicted model, not a curated record. NCBI's taxonomy places the organism in Eukaryota, Viridiplantae, Streptophyta, Magnoliopsida, Ericales, Theaceae.
UGGAGCCUCUAUAUCAGCUCAGAAAACAUGGCCAACCUUCACUGAAUACCAUUGCUUGUCUGUCCACAGAUUGCCUCUAACAACACAGUCAGUGUAUUCCUCCAUCCAUUAUCUUCAAAUUCGGCUGAACCAAAAUCUAAUCCCAAACUCUGAAUAAGUGUGAUUCCACAGACUGAGCAAGGGAAACAUCUGAAUCAGGAAAGGCAGGACCAGAACAAGAAGGCAGGGCAACAUCCAAAGAGAUUUUGACAUCAUGCCUAGAACUAAAAGAGCGAGACCACAAGUUGGUGAAAGUUCCAACCCUUCACGACGCGAAGAACAACAGCCUCAAAUGCAGUCAUAUCCUACUGAUGAUUUUCUCACUGAAAGUCAUGCACUAGCCUUUCCAAACUUUUCUGCCCGACCGAUUGUAACAGGGAGAAGGGUAAAUCUUCCAUCUCAAUAUGAUGCACUAUUAAUUAGUAAACUUGAAGCAAUGGGAUGGAAAAACUUAAUUAAUUUUCCCCAAAAGGUAUAUCCACGGUUGGUAGCUCUAUUUUAUGUUCACCAAAGAGCUACUCAGGAAGAAGAUGGAAAUUUUACUCUUUUGUCGUAUGUGAAAGGAAAAGGUAUACAGUUUGAUAUUCCUACUUUGGUAAGCAUUGUUGGAGUUGAGUUAGGUGUUGAAAAUAUUCAUUUUCAGACUGAGGGUGAGUUAGCUAAUAUCGUUGGUAAUGCUACUGAUGUCUUGACUACUAUUUGUCGGAAUAGAUUUACUGGGACUAGUUUACAAGCAAGACAUUUAAAACCUCAUCUUCGGAUUCUCCACCAGUGGAUUAUAGAAAAUGUCACUCCAAAAAAAGCACACCAUGAUGCAGUCCCAUAUUUUAAUGCCUAUUUGUUAUACUGUUUUGAAGUUGGUCAGAAGGUAGAUUUGUGUUACAUAAUUAUGAAAGAAAUGGUACUGGCAAAUCAAGGUCAAUUCACAGGUCGGUCAUUACUGUUUGGGACACUCUUAACAAAAAUUUUCAAACAUUUUAAGGUUCACCUUGCAGAUGAAAUGGAUAUCAAAAUCCGUUCACCUAUUAAUCAGUAUACAGUGACCCGUGCAUUUGUGGGCUCGCGAUUUUUUAGCGGGCCGGGCCGACCCAUGGGCUAA